AUGCCGGCCCCGGGGUCACAAAUGGGGUCACUUUAUCCACCACCAGAUGGGAUUGAAAAUGACAGUGGUGGACUUGUUGGUGGAGAACUAUCAUCAUCACAAACAAGAAAUCCAUUGAUUUGUUAUUUAUGUAAUGAUUAUUAUUCAAAUCCUUGCCUUUUGCAAUGUUACCACACAUUUUGUUUAAAAUGUUUAAGGGGAAGAGAAGUAGAGGGAAGAAUAUCUUGUCCCGUUUGCGGAACACUUACCAGUUUGAGAGAUAAUUCUGUUCUUCCACCGCCUGAUAAUUUAAUGAAACAAUUGAUGGAAUUAGUCAAUGCAGAAAAUCCUCCUUGUGCCAACUGUGACAAACGUGAUAAAAAUUCAAUGUUUUUCUGCAGCACGUGCGGGCAAUCCUUGUGUAAUCAAUGCAGAGAAAAUACUCAUCGUGCCAAAAUGUUUUCAACUCACGAUAUUUUCCACAUGUCUAAAUGCAUGAAAGAUUCGCAAAAAAGGUGUCCCACUCAUGGCGAAUUAUUUAUCAUGUUUAACAAUGCUCAAAAUUCAAUGUUAUGCGUCACGUGUUUUAAAGAUGCACCACACGAAACGAGAUUACAUUGUGUUGAUAUUGAUGCUGCAUACACUCAAACAUCAAAAAAAUUAGAUCGAGCUGUUAUCACGCUCUGCGAAGUACAAAAUUCGGUUCGAGAGGGUUUGCUAAUGUUUAAAACACAUUUGGAAGAGUUGAGACAUAAUAUGGAUUGUGAAAAACAUACCAUCAAUACGUUUUGUCAAGGAAUGCAAGAAUCAAUUGCAAAAACUCAUUCGAACAUGAUGAUGGAAGUUCAAAGACAAUAUGAAACUAAAGAGCGUUCGUUUCGAGGACAGUUGGUUCAUUUGGGAAUCAUACUACCCGUCAUUCAACUCCAUCUUCUUCUUUGUCAAAGUUUUACAAACAUAGCAAAUAAAUUUCAAUUUCUCGAUAUGGCAAAUUCAAUGAUCGAUAGAUUAUCAGCCGUAACUCAAUUAACUCAACCCCAAAGACCCAUUCAAUCAAGUCAGAUAAGAACAAAUUAUAGGAAUGAAUUUGCUCAAUGUUUGGAACCUUGGAUAGGUAAAACGGCUCAAUCGAUUCCCAGGUCGGGACCUACAACUCAAGAACCUCUCGGUUCUAUUGAUCAUUUUAAUGCUAUUUUACUGCCACAACAACCGGGACUUGGAAUUCAUGCUCAGCAACCUUCUAAAAGGCAACAAACGGUACUCAGAACGAAAGCAAUGGAAGGAGAAGGUCCUUUUUCAAAUCAUUGCAGAAGUUUUGACACGCAAGUCAAAGAAUUAAGUCAACAAUUAUCAAUGGUAAAAGAACGUUUAAAUGACCUACACAGAGAUGUUUCUUUAUUGAGAAGAGUUCAAACGCCGCCGCUUAUAAACAGAUAUCAGAGAAUCAACGGUGAUUGUUCGCUCCUGGAAGAACAACUUGAAAAACAUCAAGUCGAAUUAAAUCGCAUGAAAAAUGUUUUCGACACAUUGUGGGAAGAACAAUUAUGUAGGAUACACGUGGAGCAAGAUAUUUUUCAAUCACAGGCUAACGAAAUAAUUUCUCUAAGGGCCGAAGUCAAACAUUUAACUGCUGUUGCUCAUCAAUUAGAACCCUACAUAAAAUCAUUUUCCGCCGCACAAAUGACGUCAUCGAACAAAAUCCAAGAAUCAAAAUCGCUACAGCAAAAUCAAGAAUUUACCAAUUUGCACAGUCAGCAACUUCAAACGUUAUUAGAUCACAUAAAUUCAUUACAACUCGACAGGAAUAAAUUUCAUUCCCAAUCGAAUAUUUCGUCUGCGAGUUCGAAAACAUCCGCGAAAGAUGGUAAAGAAAGGCCGAGAUCUAAAACACCUUCUCAUUCUCCUGGUGCUUCUGCGGGUCCAUCAUUAGAUCAAGGAUGCGCAUUCGUAUACGAAUGUCAAAAAAUUCAACAGCAAAUAUCGGGUGAAACGAGUGGCGGGGGGAGCGGUGAUAAACAGAGAGGAGUUUUUUCACAACUCAUCGAUAAGGUAAGAUCUAAAGAUGAUAGGAAAAAAUCCGUAGAUGAUAGAGAGAGGUGCCAACUUAACAAAGAUAAAAGUAAAUCGGGUGAAAUAAUAAUAAGUCGUUCGAAAGAGAGACUCGUCGAUGAUUUUCAAAACAAUCAAAAACAAUCGACGGGACUAACGAAUAAAACGAAACAUAAUAAAAAAGAAACGAAAUGUAUUAAAGAUGGAAAAGUUGUUGCUUCCGUUUAUCAAAGUCUUAGCGGUAAAGUUUUAGGUACGAAAACGGAAACGGAAAUGGAUGAUAUGAAAACGGAAUCUCGUUUACCACCGCCACCGCCACCCGCGAGAAGGACGACAUCAUCUUCUCAGGAACAUCAACAAGGAACGGACAUAAGAGAAAAAUUAGAAAUACAUUUAAAAGAAAAAUUACAAGAAAUGGGAUCACGUGGUGGAAAAUCCAUGACAAGACAUCAUCACGUAUCGAAAAUGGAUAAAUCUCAUAGUUUAGAUGGUAAAAUAACAGACGAUUAUCAAAGAAUAUCCGAUGCCAUGUCGUACGGUCCGAAUGACAUAAAACCCUCGAGAUCUCUAAUACAUCGCGAAUCUCAAAAUAGCAAAACGGGUAUGACGUCAACUUCACCUCGACGUCAGGAAAGAAAAUCGAGAGAUCGAUCAAUCGAUAAGGAAAGAACGAGAGAAAGACGUGAAAAAGUUGAAAAAACAAGAGAUAGAUCGAGAGAUUCAAGAGGUUCCGGUGAAUCGAGAGAUGGAUCACGUGAGGAAAGAGAUAGGAUAAGACAAAAGGAAGGAAGGGAAAGAUCGAGAGAAAGACGGUUGAGACGUGAUAAAUAUGGAAGGUAUUAUCCGGCAAGCGAUACCGAAGAUAACGUAUUUUACCGCAGCGGAAAUUUUAACAAAAAACAAAAUUCGUUCGAUAGUUUAACACUUAGCCCGGUAUCAGUGGGUAGUAGGAAAUCAUCUGGUGAUUUAGAAGAUCGGAAAACGUUAGUUUUGGUUAUAGGAAAUCACAAAUCGCAAUCGAAACAAAGGCAGGGAUCCCUUAAACAAAGAUCGUGGGAAACUUUUCCACCGAAAAAGAAAAACGGUUCGGAUUAUUACGAUGGGCGUUCGCAUAGACAUUCGACGGGUUACAACAGUCGUGGUUAUUCCGUUCAAGAAAGAAGACGUUCGUUGGAAAGAACAACAAAAACAAGAGAUAAAAAUCGCGAGAGUCCGCCGGAAGGACCCCUAAGAAAAGCUGAUAGUUUCGAAGGACACGAAGAAGCCGUGAGAACUUUGGUUGCUGCCGUUCAUCAAACGAGAUCUCAUAAAUUACAACAGAGUAGAAAAUCAAAAACUUCCGGUGGUCACGUGAGCAAUUAA
Molecule: messenger RNA, 3390 nt
Organism: Pediculus humanus corporis (human body louse)
Lineage: Eukaryota; Metazoa; Arthropoda; Insecta; Psocodea; Pediculidae
Exons: 17
Coding region: 1-3390 (1129 amino acids)
Cellular component (GO): perinuclear region of cytoplasm
Molecular function (GO): zinc ion binding; transmembrane transporter binding; Hsp70 protein binding
Source: RefSeq, a predicted model, not a curated record